AUGACUGAGGCACAGGUUCUCCAGUGUGGGGAAGACUUGAAGACAUUCUAUCGCGGACAAAUGUGCAAAAUCAAACCUAACCCGCUUGAUUUCAAUAUCAUCCUUGAAUUCGAGCAAAUUUACACAAACUUAACCCUGCUCAGGAGCGAAAAGGGAACAAGGAGAACCAAAAUGCCACUGGAUUACACUGAUCUUCUUACUACACAGAUUAAUGGGGAAAUUCCUAAGCGUCUUCUGGUUGAAGGUGAAGGGGGUGUAGGUAAAACGACCUUCUGUUCGAAGAUCGCAUGGGAUUGGGUCAAUGGAUCUCCAGAGUUUCAGAACUUCAGUUGGGUUCUGGUUAUACCCCUGCGCAAUGUUGUAAAGGGUCAGACAAUUGGUGAUAUUAUGUUAAACUAUCUCUCUGAUAGUAAUGCUGUAAGCCCUAGACAGAUCGAUAAUUACAUAUUGUCUCAACCUACAAAGGUUCUGAUUGUACUUGAUGGACUAGAUGAGUAUGAUGGGGACCUCUCUACCACAGCAAGCUCAGAUAUUUCUCAGAUUCUACGAUCGGAGAAAUUCAAGGAAUGCAUUGUUCUGGUGACAACAAGACCAUGGAGGGCGGAACAGAUCAAAUCCAACGAAGGAUUGAGUAGGUUGUAUGCAUUCAUUGCAGUAGAAGGAUUUAGUGCUGAUAAUGUCUCAAAAUACAUCAAGAGGUACUUCAUAAAUGAUGAAAAGGCGGGAUCAGAACUCAGUCGGUUUAUUGAAGUGAAUGAUGGAGGUGGGACUUGA
Messenger RNA from Strongylocentrotus purpuratus (purple sea urchin), 774 nucleotides. RefSeq names its product NACHT, LRR and PYD domains-containing protein 3-like. The coding region runs from base 1 to 774 and encodes 257 amino acids. The record is from RefSeq and is a predicted model, not a curated record. NCBI's taxonomy places the organism in Eukaryota, Metazoa, Echinodermata, Echinoidea, Camarodonta, Strongylocentrotidae. The transcript is spliced from 2 exons.